This is a messenger RNA of Penicillium subrubescens, 318 nucleotides long. RefSeq lists its product as uncharacterized. Bases 1 to 318 code for a protein of 105 amino acids. The transcript has 2 exons. Lineage: Eukaryota; Fungi; Ascomycota; Eurotiomycetes; Eurotiales; Aspergillaceae. The record is from RefSeq and is a predicted model, not a curated record.
AUGUCGGACUUCUUCCGCAGAGCAUCUGACGCGCUACAGCAUCGCCAGCGUCAAGGCUCUACUGACUCAAUGGAUGCACCCCAGUCUCCUGACGCAGCAAAGUAUCCUGAACAAGACAAGAUCAAUCAGAAGGUUGAGCCUAGCCAAUCUGACUCUCGCCCUAACGAGGUGGUAGCUGGUAAAGCAGCUGGCAAUGAAGCUCAUCCGAAACAACACCGCUAUUGGGUCUGGGGACACCACCAGGGAAAUAAACCCCUGGAAAAGCAGCAAUCCAACCAGGACCAGAAGGAUGAUACAGAUUGGGUCAUUGGCUCGUAA